Microthlaspi erraticum is the source of this 345-nucleotide messenger RNA. The record is from the annotation of a GenBank genome assembly. Lineage: Eukaryota; Viridiplantae; Streptophyta; Magnoliopsida; Brassicales; Brassicaceae.
AUGCGGGUGGAUCCGCAAUGUGUGAGAUGUGGUAUGGGCGAUGAGACCAUAAAUCAUAUGCUGUUUGAAUGUCCCCCGGCUCGCCAGGCUUGGGCCCUCUCACCCAUCCCAACGCCACCUCUAUUUUUCCCAACGGACGCACUUUUUUCAAACAUGGCACAUUUGUUCUGGAAUCUUCCAGACAAUGAUGACAUGCUGAUUCCAAAAGAUGUUAUGGAAGCUGCGUUAACGGAAGCCCGUGCAUGGGCUGCGGCCCAAACGAUCCCAGAAAGGACGCAAUUUGAUAUCUCAACACGUCCUGUGUCUGUCCCUUCGGGAGAGUGGUGUCAGAUUAAUGGAGCAUAG